AUGGCCUUUUCAAGAAUAUGUCUUUUAUUGCUCCUAUAUGGUACUAUAGAGAGUUACCAAGUAGAAAAUAAAGCGCCACCUUCUUCUCUUGAUAAAAAAUUGUCAAAGCUUCAACACUAUGGACUCAAACCGGGUGGCGGUUGCCCAUUCCAACUACAAAGAACACCAACUGAUUCAGAUCCUGCGAAGCGUUUAUCACCGAAGCUCUGCUCUAAAUCUCGGUAUAGAUCCCUGGAUGGAUCCUGUAAUAACCUACUGAGACCGAACUGGGGGCGAGCCAUGACGCCAUAUGUAAGAUUAACAAAGAACAAUUAUGCCGAUGGUGUACAUGAAAUGCCAGUAUCUGUAACCGGUAAACCGCUUCCCAAUGUACGAGAACUUAGUUUUCGAUUUUUUCCGAACAAAGAUAUUGUUAGUCCCGUGUAUAACCUGAACGCAGCACAAUGGGGUCAAAUUAUCACACAUGAUAUGUCACUUACGGCUGGUGUUCCCCAGAUCAGUAUCCCAGUAAAAUGUUGCAACUUCCAGGGUAAACUGACAGAGGCUGCACAAAAUUCUUCUAUCUGUACUCCAAUAUUGGUCCCUCGUAAUGAUCCGAUUUUCCACGCCGAAGGGAUAGAGUGCUUGCCUUUUGUCAGAACACAGACUACUAGAGACGAAGGAUGUAUAGCAACUAACGCUCCUGCGCAACCGUUAACAGCAGUAACAGGAUUUAUGGAUCUCUCAGUUUUGUAUGGUAAUAAUGCCAGUCAGACAGAUUCUCUUCGAACUAAAACAGGUGGUAAAAUGUUGUCAGUAGUCAGGCAAGGACAAGAAUGGCCGCCUCAAGAACCUGAUACAACGUCAGUGUGUUCGGCCAAGUCAAACGACGAACCUUGUUAUUUAGCUGGUGACAUACGAGUAAAUCAAAAUACACAGCUGACCCUACUACAAGUAAUUUUACUUCGUAACCACAAUCGCAUAGCAAAUAAACUUGCACACUUAAACCCGCAUUGGAACGAUGAGACACUCUUCGAAGAAGCAAGACGCAUCCACAUCGCUGAAAUUCAACACAUCAAUUAUUACGAAUAUUUACCUAAUAUUCUUGGUUUCGAAAAUAUGAGGCAGAGAAAGUUAAUCUAUCCUGGAGCUGUGGGAUAUGUUAAUGAUUAUAAUCCCAAAGUGAACCCUUCUAUUAUUAACGAACAUGCUACUGCUGCCUUAAGGUAUUUCCAUACUCUCUUACGUGGGUUUUUAAGGCGUAUAUCCAAAGAUCAAGAACUAGCUGGAGUUGUACGCUUGAGCGAUUGGAUGGACAAACCGUCAAUUUUGGAAAUUAAUAAUAAUUUCAACGAGUUGACCAGAGGCCUUACUAUGCAAAAAAUGAGUGAAAGUGAUGAGUACUUUACCGAUGAAUUAACGAAUUUCCUUUUCAGGGGCAACAGAACGUUCGGUAGUGACCUGCGAGCAAUUGACAUACAACGUGGUCGCGACCACGGUCUCGGUAGUUACAUUGCGACCCGUGCUGCCUGCAAAUUACCCGUUCCAAAGACAUUCCGUGAUAUGCGUGACUACAUCUCUGAAAAGGAUGUAGAGCUGUUGCAACACUUGUACGCAUCACUUCAAGAUGUCGACUUAGUGGUAGCAGGUUCCUUGGAGCGCCAUGUUCCUGGAGCCCUAGCGGGCCCUACCUUCUUCUGCAUUUUGACUAAACAGUUCUACCGAACACGGGUUGGAGACAGAUAUUUCUAUGAGAAUGGGGCGGAUCGUCAAAUCGCCUUUUCUCCAGCUCAGUUGAAGGCGAUACGCAAGGGCGCGAACAUGGCACGCUUCCUCUGUGAUAAUACUAAAGGAAUAGAUCGCAUGCAACGCAAGGCAUUUGAACUGGUGUCUUAUGAAAAUCCAAUAAUACCUUGUGAUCAAUUACCUUUUAUCGAUCUAAGUCAAUGGCGGGAAUAA
This is a messenger RNA of Arctia plantaginis, 1938 nucleotides long. Lineage: Eukaryota; Metazoa; Arthropoda; Insecta; Lepidoptera; Erebidae. The record is from the annotation of a GenBank genome assembly.